Aspergillus heteromorphus CBS 117.55 is the source of this 910-nucleotide messenger RNA. RefSeq names its product putative copper resistance protein Crd2. Bases 315 to 647 code for a protein of 110 amino acids. NCBI's taxonomy places the organism in Eukaryota, Fungi, Ascomycota, Eurotiomycetes, Eurotiales, Aspergillaceae. The record is from RefSeq and is a predicted model, not a curated record. The transcript has 3 exons.
GGCCAAUCAGCCGCCGUGCAAAUGCGCAGCAGCUUUCGACCGCCUCCGCCCCGGCCAAUCAGAGCGCGGGCAUUGCCAAUCGUCGCGGCUCAGCACGAAGUAUAAGUAUCGGCUUCAAUCCAGCAUUCCUCCUCCAUCUCUCACUGCCUGAAUCGUACUUUCAAGACCCCAUCUAGACUACUUCCUGUGCCGUUCGGAGCAUUCCAAUCUACCAAACCGAUCAGAUCUCUCAUCCGCCCGGAACUGUUGACACUGUUGAUUACGUCAUAUCGGACCUUUAACUACUUUCCAGCUCCAACAAUCAAUCCGUCAAUAUGGUUCACCCUUCCACCUGCUGCAAGACCUCCGGUGACGGGAGCUGUGUCUGCGCCGCCCAGGCCAAGUGCUCCUGCGGCAAGGAGAACGCCCUCCACUGCACGUGCAACAAGGCAUCCAGCGAGAACACCGUUGCGGGAGCUCGAUGCUCAUGCCGAGCUCGCCCGGCCGGCCAAUGCACCUGUGAGCGUUCCGUCAGCGAGAACAACCCCGUAACAGGCGAUGCCUGCCCCUGCGGCAAGAGGCCCGAAUCUUCUUGUACCUGUGAGAAGGCCGGCGCUGUGGAUGCGGCGGUUGACCACCUCGAAACCGACUUCACUACCCGUGCUUAGAUGACUCUUCUUUGGGCCCGGGGGGGAGGGGGGGUAAGAUUACCUUCUGCCUCUGGCUUGCUUUUAUGUGGCACGUGUACUUUAUAGGGACUGGUGUUCUUUCUGGAGUUUGACGGAUGUUCAGGCUACUAGAUCUGCUUCCUCGGUUGUGUGGGUUUUUUGAUAUCGGGAUUGGGGCUACAUUGUUACCAUGAGCAUUGUAUAGGGUGGGAAAAUCGAGAUGAUACUUUCAAAUAAUUGAAUGAUACUAUGGUCAAAUUGAC